UUUUGCGUGUUCGUUGUAUUAUUUUAGGUUAAAAAUUAUAUUAAAAGAUAAAAUGAAUUUACUUCCAAAAAGUCAUCAAGAAUUUGGCCAAAAAGACUACUGGGAAUCUUUCUUUAAAAAAAGAGGCGGAAAAGCAUUUGAAUGGUAUGGUGAAUACCCUGAAUUGUGUGGACAUUUACAUAAGUACAUCAAAACUAAGGACAACAUUUUAGUUGUGGGCUGUGGUAACUCAUCGUUAAGUAGUGAUCUAUACGAUAUCGGCUACUUAACGAUAACGAAUAUAGACAUAUCGCAAGUUGUGAUCCGUCAAAUGAAGAAUUUACAUGAAAAAACUAGGCCGAGUUUGAAUUACAUACAAAUGGACGUUUUCAGCAUGAAAUUUGACGAUGGAUCUUUCACAGUUAUUGUAGAUAAAGGAACGCUGGAUGCUUUGAUGCCGGACGACAAACCAAUCACAAAAGAAAGGAUUUGCAAAUAUUUUACAGAAAUUGAGAGAGUACUAAAAUUUGGAGGCCGUUACAUUUGCAUAUCGUUGCUACAGAAACAUAUUUUAGAUAUAAUCCUAGCGUACUUCCCUUCCCAUAACUGGAUGUUUAGAGUUGUUCGAUGCUACGAAGCCGAGAAAAAAAGUGACAGUGCCGACAGUUCACUGCCAGUAUUUAUGGUCAUAUGUACCAAAUUUAAAGUUCUACCUCAACUGAUUUUAGAAGCAAACAUGGGAAUAGAAGACAAAAUGAUACGUUUCGAAAGCUCUGAGGGUGUUAUGUCGCUUAUUGAUGGUGUCCAGCAAAGCGCGUUCAUUUGCUCGGGGUUACGAAGGAGUAAUAUAGCUGACCAAGAAGAUGUAUCGUUUGAUCUCCAUAAUCCGAAUGAUAAUGCCCCCAGGUUUACGUUGCAUGUUGUCGACAUACCCCAUGAUCACAAACAUUCGUCUUAUGCCGCAUUUAUCGUACCCCAAGGAAGGGAAGUUGAAUGGAUGUUUUCUACAAGCAAAGGCAGGAAACACCUGACGAAGAUGACCAAGUAUAACCGUUUGGCUAUCAUUACAAUGCAUAGAGGACAAAUUUAUAAUAGUUUAGAAACAGUUCAGAAUGAGUUACAGGAUGCUGUAUGCCAGGUUGCUCCGUCAGGAUUUAAAGGAAAGAUUUUAUUCUUGUCUCUUGGAUCGGAUGUUGGAAAACGAACAGUUUUAACAGAGGGGCAUUCUGAAAUAUCAGGCGGAUAUAUAGUUGAAGAUGUGGAAAUUAGUCCAAAGGAUAGGUUUCGAAGAUUGAUUUAUCUGAGUAAUCAGUUUGUGGUCCAGUCGGAAGCAAAACUUAAAAUGGUUAAAUGCAGAAAUGGCGAAAUAAAAGAGUUUAAAGAUCAUUUAUACCUAACAUGUAAACAUCACAUAUACAUGAGUAUUGCCGCUCAAAUCGCCAUCUUGAAAUUCACUUCACCUUCGCUUGCUCUUAUUGGACUAGGUGGUGGAGGAUUGUGCAUGUUUCUCAGAAAAUUUCUACCGCUACUUGAUAUUAUAGCAAUUGACAUCGAUAAUGCAAUGUUAGAGAUUGCUAAGAAAUGGUUUGGUUUUAAACAAGAUAGUAAAUUACACGUUAGUAUAUUGGACGGAGUAGAUUUUAUACGGCAGUCUGCUGAAAAAGGAAAGAAAUAUAAUGCCAUUCUGUUUGAUGUUGAUAGCAAAGAUAGUUCAAUUGGAAUGAGCUGCCCUCCGAAGCAGUUUUUGGAUCCCUUAUUAUUAGAGGAUGCCUCGAAAUGUUUGUCUGAGAAGGGUCUUCUCAUAAUAAAUGUUGUAAUUAGAGAUGAAUCUUUACGCUCUCCAAUAGUAAACGAUCUGAAGAAUAAAUUUGUUUCAAUUGUUACUUACAAAUUAGAAGAAGAUUUGAAUGAAAUUAUUAUUUGUUCACGUGAAAAGUAUGAGAAGAGUAAUUUAAGUUCACUUGCGAAGGUAGCAAGUGAGAAAUUUGAUGAUUUUCUUACGAAGAAUAAGGUGGAAAAUCGAGAUGUGGAUGAUAUUAAACACUUUUUAGAUAACUUACAGAUUACUUAAUAAUAAAUAAUAGUUUGUAAAUUUUGUCUUAUUGUAUCUCUUUGGUGGAGCGCCAUAAAGUUGUAAUGCUUGGUAAUUUUUCUUGGGUAGGAGGGUACAGUUUUCGAUUUCGGCUGGAUAGUUAUGGUAAAAUCUGCAAAGGUCCUGUACUAAUUACAGUUAUAGUAUAGUAACAUAAUUCUUCAGGAGCUUAUCUAGUAUUUGUAAUUGAUGAACAAACAAAUAACAAAAUCACUGCAGUCAUCUCUUACUACACCCAGUAGUGGUAGGUUAUUCUUUCACACCCCUAAAGGAGUAAUUCCGAACAAUAAAAACACAUCUAAAGGUGGGAAUAGACAAAGCAAACAUUGUUGUGCAACAGUUGAACAACAGUCGAAAAACACACAAGUUUACGCAGUGAGUACGUGUUGCACAACAGUUGUGCAGCUGUUGCUGAACUGCUGCCCGGUGUUCGCUCACGAGGCGGUACUUCAAAGGAAAUGUUGCCGUACAGUGUGCACAGGAUCUUCAGUGUAGACGCGUAUACGGGUCAACUUACUGAACGAACACUAGACAAACACCGGAGAAAGCAGGCUGGUCGAUGUUGACCAACAGU
Molecule: messenger RNA, 2645 nt
Organism: Photinus pyralis (common eastern firefly)
Lineage: Eukaryota; Metazoa; Arthropoda; Insecta; Coleoptera; Lampyridae
Product: eEF1A lysine and N-terminal methyltransferase homolog
Exons: 9
Coding region: 53-2050 (665 amino acids)
Source: RefSeq, a predicted model, not a curated record